Messenger RNA from Emiliania huxleyi CCMP1516, 381 nucleotides. RefSeq lists its product as hypothetical. The record is from RefSeq and is a predicted model, not a curated record. Bases 1 to 381 code for a protein of 126 amino acids. The transcript is spliced from 4 exons. Lineage: Eukaryota; Haptophyta; Isochrysidales; Noelaerhabdaceae.
AUGUUUUUCACGCCCGUCCAGUGGCGGAAUGGCAGAUUACGCGUCCGAGCGUCCUUGGCUGGGCUCGGUAUCGGUGGAUAUCCUUUGGCCGCGUUGGGUAGCGAGGAUUGCUCGGACGGCGACUCGGACCGGUCUGCGGGAGACCCUGUGUGGGGCUCGGCGGCGCUGGAGGACGAGUGGCGCGCCGCGUCUCUCGCGAGGCAGGCGGUAGGCGACGCGGCGUACGCCGCGGCGCAUGCUGCUGGCGCUUCGCGGGCUGAGGCGUGCGACGCCGCCGUGAGGGCGGUGAGGUUGGACGAGGUUGAGGCUCAGUCCUCGUUCCUCGAUUGGGAGGGGGAGGAGCGGCCGGAGGAGUACGCCGGCCUCUUUGACGACCCGUAA